GCACAGUCGAGCACUGCCGCGCCGCGCGCCCUUCGGCUCACGCGGUCCUCGCAAACGCACGACGCAUCAACGCUGUCAAAAACAACCGCUGCAAGCACUUGUUCAGUCCGAGCCUCUGCCGCGCCGCGCCCACCAGCAGAGCAGUGGACCCCACUGCUGCCCAGACACUGUUGCCGCGCGCACAGAACGAUGAGAACGAAGACCGCCCGCACCUCGACAAAGGCGGUCGCCAAGCCCGCGCCCCAGCGCCAGCAGCCGCCGAAGAACGCGCCACUCUCGCUCUACGACGGCCGAGUCCUGCACUUCCGGAACGCCCUCAACUCCAAUGACCUCGCAGCGCUAGAUGACUACUUGAAUAGCCCCGCCGUGAGGCAAGAACUCUUCGACGCCGUGUUACAUGAUUCGACGGACACGCAGUACGGCUCGCGGAAGUGCGACGCUGCCUGGCUCAAGCUCCAGAACCUGCCGGCCCAUAGGAAGCUGAGGAAGCUCGUGAAAGCCUCGAACGACCGAUGGCACCUCCUCCCCAAGAAGAACGGAGCUGGUUUCAGGUGCGAGUACGAGGACGCUCAGUAUACUGAAUACCGAGGUGACCGAGAGGCGCAUUUCAAGCAGUGGCACCUCGACGCUCAUGAAGGAGGGGAAGACGCCGAGGACGCUAGGGCGAUCACGUUAGUGGUUCUACUGACGGAGCCGGGCGUCGACUUCCAGGGCGGCGAUUUCGAGGUGAUGCGGCCGCAAUGGCCGGGCGGCGUUUCUUCAGCGGUGGAUUGGAGUAGAGGAGACGUCAUCGCCUUUCCCGCUUGUGAAGUGUGGCACCGCGUCCUGCCGACAACGCGAGGCAUCCGACGGACGUUAGUGGUCUGGGCCAAGGACCCCACAGCACUGGCUCGGAACGCCGAGGCGAACUUCGAGAAGGGGUAUGACUAAGUACAAACAUGGUA
Messenger RNA from Pelagomonas calceolata, 944 nucleotides. The record is from the annotation of a GenBank genome assembly. NCBI's taxonomy places the organism in Eukaryota, Pelagophyceae, Pelagomonadales, Pelagomonadaceae.